Messenger RNA from Temnothorax curvispinosus, 2196 nucleotides. RefSeq names its product mitotic checkpoint serine/threonine-protein kinase BUB1-like. The transcript has 6 exons. Lineage: Eukaryota; Metazoa; Arthropoda; Insecta; Hymenoptera; Formicidae. Gene Ontology annotation, biological process: mitotic spindle assembly checkpoint signaling; protein phosphorylation; meiotic sister chromatid cohesion, centromeric. The coding region runs from base 91 to 1692 and encodes 533 amino acids. Gene Ontology annotation, molecular function: ATP binding; protein kinase activity. The record is from RefSeq and is a predicted model, not a curated record.
GUUCGCCGCUGUGCCGAGGAAGCUCAGUAAACACCGCUCGUGCUACCGCUUAAAUUAUAUUAUUCUCGCGCUACCGCGUGCUCUCGAACAAUGAGCGAAUAUAAUGAAGCGUAUGUGACGGCCCUUCGUCAGCGUAUCAGGACAUUGGAGAUAGAGAUGGAAACGCGAAACGCAGAAAUCAAUGAUUACUGUAUAAAGAUAAAUGAUCAAAAGAAAUUAAUUUCGGAGUCAGUCGAACUAACAAAGUUCGUAAGUUCGAAUUACGAGGAUAAAAUGAGGAAUUUAGAAGAGUGCAUGAAAUUAUUAUUAAAAAACUAUAACAAAUUGUUGGCCGAUUCUAAUAAAAGACAGAAUGCAUUAAAUUUUUACCACAUGGAAUUCGACGAGUUAAAAUUCGAGAUAAAAAACACACGACGUAUGCUAAACUUGCAUUUCCAGAAGGAGAAGGAUUUGUUAAAUCAGUUAAAUGAACAGAUCUCGCUGCACAGAAUUCAGUUGGAAGAGAUGACCUCGAAGCAUCUCAUGUCAAUGAGUAUCCUAGAAUCCCAGGAAAGUAUUGAGCGAUUAUUAGAACAGGCUUUACAACUCAAUUCAGAAAAUGUUGACACCAUGGAGUGCGAGGAGCAUGAACCUAUGGAACAAGUGGAGGAAGAGAUGUUUGAGCUCCCAUCGAGAGAUAUAAAUCCAUUCGACAAGAACUUAAUAGCUGGCCUAUUGAAAAAAAUUAAGUUUCCACAACCCCAUCAUGCAGAUGGAUACAAAAGAAUAGAUGCCGAUCUAAAUAAGCUUCUACCUUCUGAGCUUUCUACCACGAUUACGCUCGAUACCGAGGCGUAUGAUUUGAAAAAGUGCCUUGGUAAAGGAAAGUAUGGAACAGUUUUUAAAGCAGUCAAUUUGCAAACAGGCGAGACUGUUGCCCUUAAAACGCAAAGACCUGCUUGGGUUUGGGAAUAUUAUAUCGUACGAGAAAUAAAAACGCGUCUUACAAAUCCACAUAUGUUACGCGGCUUUAUGGAUGUUACAAUGGCAUAUGUGGCCAACAAUGGAAGUGUACUAGUUUCAGAAUAUUCUAAGUACGAAACAUUAUCAUCAGUGACGGAACAGAUAAAAAUUGUCUGUGGCGGCAAGCCUCUGAUGGAAACUUUAAGCAUUUUCUUCACAAUCGAGAUGCUCCAAAUUGUGGAGUAUUUACAUAAAUGUCAAAUAAUACAUGGGGACAUAAAACCAGAUAAUUUUUUGUUAAUGCGACUACCUACGCAAGAUGUUAGGCCAACUAUACAGCUGAUAGAUUUUGGAAGUAGUAUAGACAUGAAACUGUUGCCAGAAAAUACAACGUUUACGCAAGUUAUAAAAACGGGAGAUUUCAGUUGCAUUGAAAUGCAAACUGGAAGACCAUGGACAUAUCAGACUGAUUUGUAUUGUCUAGCGGCGACCAGUCAUUAUUUACUGUUUGGCAAUAAUAUGAGAGUAUCUAACAUAGACGGCCGUUGGUUUAUUGCCUCGAAAUUACCAAGGUACACCAAGAAAGCUGCUUGGGAACAAUUUUUCACGGAGCUGUUAAAUAUCGAAUCAUGCGAGAAAAUGCCAGAUCUGGCGAAAUUAAGGAACAUGAUGGAGGAGACACUGGCGCAAGUGCCAGAGGUGCAAACGAAAAUUCGUGCGUUUUCAACAUUGUUAAGAAUUAAACGAUAACGCUUGCUGUAUUUGAUGAUAUGUCCCAAUGUGUGCACAUAUUUAGCAAAGAACCAACGUGUAAUAAGAAACAUUAAUGUUAUUGUGCUAUUUAUUAUAAAAAAAAAAGUUAAUGCUACAGUGAGAUAAAUAUAUAUGUAUCUACACAGUUAUAAUACACGAGAAUGCAUUUUACGGCCUGCUUCGUGGAGGCUUUACCAAUAUUCGUUGCUUGCACAUAUAAUAUCAAUAUUAAUUAGGACCACUAUGCAACGAGUCUAACUCCUCCAAAUUGUUUCAGAAACACGAGAUAUGCGGAAGAUUUUAUACGGUAGAGAUUUUGUAAAUGUACUUAUUUGUUAUCAAACACGUAUGCGCUCGUUACAAACGAAUGGUUGUACAAUAUGAUUUUAAAAAAGAUGUUAUAAAAAUUUGAAUAUGUAAAAAUAAAUAGUAUAAUAUGCGUGUGAUACAGUAUGGAUCCAAUUUGCAGGAUGAUGCGUUGUACGUAUAUUGAGUACUUGA